Messenger RNA from Oryzias latipes (Japanese medaka), 2072 nucleotides. RefSeq names its product guanine nucleotide binding protein (G protein), alpha transducing activity polypeptide 1 (gene gnat1). The record is from RefSeq and is a predicted model, not a curated record. Gene Ontology annotation, cellular component: heterotrimeric G-protein complex; cytoplasm. NCBI's taxonomy places the organism in Eukaryota, Metazoa, Chordata, Actinopteri, Beloniformes, Adrianichthyidae. Gene Ontology annotation, biological process: detection of light stimulus involved in visual perception; phototransduction, visible light; adenylate cyclase-modulating G protein-coupled receptor signaling pathway. Gene Ontology annotation, molecular function: GTP binding; G-protein beta/gamma-subunit complex binding; G protein-coupled receptor binding.
AAAUACUCCAGCAUUCUCCAGUGUUUGCUGAGCGCAGUUGACUCAUCAGCUGCAUACGUUGAAGGCACCGGCCAGGCAGGUGAGCAGCCAGGACCUGCUUCCAUUUUUCCUGACACUUGGCUUUUGAGCAGGAGGGUCCAAGCCGGGAAAAGUAGGAUGGGGGCCGGAGCUAGCGCUGAAGAGAAACGCUCCAAGGAGUUGGAGAAGAAACUGAAGGAGGAUGCUGACAAGGAUGCAAGAACUGUCAAGCUGCUGCUGCUAGGUGCUGGAGAAUCAGGCAAAAGCACCAUUGUCAAACAGAUGAAAAUUAUCCACAAAGAUGGUUACUCGCUUGAAGAGUGCUUGGAGUUCAUUACUAUCAUCUACAGCAACACGCUGCAGUCUAUCAUGGCCAUUGUGAAAGCCAUGAACACAUUCAAUAUGAACUAUGGACACCCUGAUCAGCAGGAUGAUGCCAGGAAGCUGAUGCAUCUUGCUGACACUAUUGAGGAAGGCACCAUGCCCAAGGAAAUGUCAGACAUUAUCUUGCGUUUGUGGAAAGACUCUGGCAUCCAGGCCUGCUUCGAUAGGGCCUCAGAGUACCAACUCAAUGACUCUGCUGGAUACUACCUGAAUGAUCUGGAGCGACUGGUCCAACCAGGCUAUGUGCCCACUGAGCAGGAUGUGCUGAGAUCAAGAGUGAAGACCACUGGUAUCAUUGAGACUACGUUCGGCCUCAAAGAUCUCAAUUUCAGGAUGUUUGAUGUGGGUGGCCAGAGGUCAGAGAGAAAGAAGUGGAUUCAUUGUUUUGAAGGUGUGACCUGCAUCAUCUUCAUCGCUGCUUUGAGCGCCUACGACAUGGUGCUGGUGGAAGACGAUGAAGUGAAUCGAAUGCAUGAGAGCCUGCACUUGUUCAACAGUAUCUGCAAUCACCGCUACUUUGCAACCACCUCCAUCGUACUUUUCCUCAACAAGAAAGAUGUGUUUACUGAGAAGAUCAAGAAAGCCCAUCUGAGCAUGUGUUUCCCAGAGUAUGAUGGCCCCAACACUUACGAGGAUGCUGGGAACUACAUUAAGAUGCAGUUCUUGGACCUGAACAUGCGCAGGGACGUCAAAGAAGUUUACUCCCACAUGACGUGUGCCACAGACACAGAGAACGUCAAGUUUGUGUUUGAUGCCGUAACCGACAUCAUCAUCAAGGAAAAUCUGAAAGAUUGUGGUCUCUUCUAAGAGCCAGACACCAUAAGCAGGGUGUUUUCACAGUCCACGGCUUCCAGAAGUCCUUCAUCAAUUUAACCUAAUGGCAGAAGAUGGAAGCUGACCCCUUUCAGAGCAGUUCUUAAAAAAAGUGGAUACAAAAAACUUAUGAAAAAUAAAUAUGAAACAAGAAUACAUUGAAACUGUUGUGCUCAAAACUAAAUUGUAGCUCUGACAGAAGACAUCUUCUUCACUGCAACUUCGAGGUCAGUCUUCAUUCAGACAUCUGUGCAGAUUUUAAGAUGAGAAGUUUUAGUCAAGCUAAUUUUUCUUAAGCUCAUCUUUGGAGGACCAGAAGUUUGUAAAUGAGACAUCUACAGUGUCAGCGUACACUUGUUAGCUGACAAAAAUGCAGUUGUGAAUAGAUAUCCAGCUAAUGUCUACGUUCUCCUGUAAGCAGCAAGUAUACAGCCAAAGAGCAAUCAAGACAGCCUCAUCACCUGCAUAUGCACUUCAGCCUCUUUUAGUCUCAAAAUUGUCAUUAGGAAAGGCUUUUCUAUAUAAACAACUCUGUAUGUUAUUUAAAAUGCUCACAAAAUGAUCUUUUGAGAAAAGCGUUAGAAAAUGUAAGUUGUUGCAGUCGCUGAAAAGGGCAAAUGUAUGUAACUAAUCAGGUUUUUAUUGGACAGUUUGGUAAUGUGUUGAUCUGUAACACGGUUGAGUUGUAGAUGUAGGUAACUUAAAGUUUUAAAAAAAGUAUUUAUAUAAACUUUUGCGCAAAUUAUCUUGUACAGGAACCGAAGAAAAAUUGCACACCUUGGUUAAGAUUAUUAAAGCUUAUGUAGAAAACCCAGUACUUUUUCAUUUUUCACAAAUUAAAAGAAGCAAAUACCUGU